AUGUUUGACACGAUCAAGUACUUGUUGGCAGCGGAAGGAAAGAAGCUGAACUUCUUUGCAGCCUGGGCUCUUGCGCAGGUAGAGCUUUUGUGCUUUGUCACUUUUCUCAAAGUCACGCUAGCCUUUGUGUUUCCUUUCUGUGCAGGUAUGCUAACUGUGAGCUCUGGUAUUCUUUCCUAUCCGUGGGACACCGUUCGACGGCGUAUGAUGAUGCAGUCUGGUCGAUCAGAUAUUCUCUACAAGAAUACUCUUGAUUGUGCCAUGAAAAUUAUAAGGAACGAAGGAAUGAGGCCGAUGGGGUUCAAGUGUUGUGUUUUACUCGUCGAAAUACGCCGGGUUGCCCUGCUCGAAUAUUUUCCUCGAUGGCCACUGGCAGAGCUCUUGUGCUUGCCAUCUAUGAUGAGAUUCAGAAAUUCCUUUGAGUGGACUAGCGCUAAUUAG
This is a messenger RNA of Cooperia oncophora, 441 nucleotides long. NCBI's taxonomy places the organism in Eukaryota, Metazoa, Nematoda, Chromadorea, Rhabditida, Trichostrongylidae. The record is from the annotation of a GenBank genome assembly.